AUGAGGUCUGCUCUCUGGAGCCUGCUGUACGGCGCCGCCCUGCUGCUGUGUGAUGCCACGGCCACGUACCACCUCAGCCCCGGCGACCCCCGCCUGCUGGCUGCGCAAAGCUACGCUCAGAACAGAAACAACGGGCGGCCACCGCUCAGGACCCUGGAUCCCAGAAAGACAGAUGCACAGUGCAGGAGCCGACCCCUGGACCUGGUCUUCAUCAUUGACAGCUCCCGCAGCGUGCGCCCCGGUGAGUUUGAGAAGGUCAAAAUCUUCCUGGGGGACAUGGUGGACACGCUGGACGUGGGGUCGGACGCCACCAGGGUGGCUGUGGUCAACUACGCCAGCACGGUCAAAAUCGAGUUCCUGCUCAAAGACCACUUCAGCCAGCUGGACAUGAAGAAGGCCAUCUCGCGCAUCGAGCCCUUGGCGGCCGGCACCAUGACGGGCCUCGCCAUCAAGACCGCCAUGAACGAAGCCUUCACCGAGCAGUCCGGAGCCCGGCCUCGCUCCAGGAACAUCUCCAAGGUGGCCAUCAUCGUGACGGACGGCAGGCCUCAGGACCAGGUGGAGGAGGUGUCCGCCGAGGCCCGGGCGUCCGGCGUGGAGAUCUACGCCGUCGGCGUGGACCGCGCCGACAUGCGCUCGCUGCAGCAGAUGGCCAGCAUCCCCCUGGAGGACCAUGUCUUCUACGUUGAGACCUACGGCGUCAUCGAGAAGCUCACCUCCAAGUUCAGGGAGACCCUGUGCGAGGUGAAGGUGGAGGUGGUGGAGGAUCCCUGUAAAUGUGAAGCGCGCCUGGCCUUCCAGAAGCAGACGCAGGCGGCCCUCCAGCAGCUCACGGCCAAGCUGGCCGACGUGUCCGGGAGAAUCGAGCGUCUGGAGAACAUGGUGGGCCGAGCUUGA
Molecule: messenger RNA, 897 nt
Organism: Salarias fasciatus (jewelled blenny)
Lineage: Eukaryota; Metazoa; Chordata; Actinopteri; Blenniiformes; Blenniidae
Gene: matn3a
Product: matrilin 3a
Exons: 4
Coding region: 1-897 (298 amino acids)
Source: RefSeq, a predicted model, not a curated record